AAUUGUCCUUUUUUUUAUAAAAAAAAAAAAAAAAAAAAAAAAUUUCUGGGCAUCUUAAAAAGCUAAGAAAGCUGCUUUGUUUGAACACCAAAAUCUAAUUUCCAGGGACUUUCCUGUUUCUAUCUUCAUUUCUCAGCAAGAUGCGAACUGAUGGCCGAGUCAUCUUCUUCACAAGACUUCUUGUUGGCUCUCUGGUGGCAAUCGUUGCCGCCGCCGCUGUGAAAUCUCGCUGUCGCCGGGGAAAAUAUUCGAAAAUGUCGAUGAAGAACCUGAUGCCGGUGCUUGACAGGACGGAAUCUGGGCGCGAUGGGAACCUUGAGAAAUUUUCCCAUUAUGUUGCUAGGCAAAUGGGGUUUGGGGAUGCAAAUGAAUGUCCCCAGCUGUGCAAAUUAGCUUAUGAUUACUUGAAGAAAUCAGAAGGGUAUGAUGAAAUGAUAUUUGAGUAUUUGGCAAAGGAAGCAGAUGCAGAAUCUUUGUAUGUGAAGCUUAUGGGAGAAUUUGAGAGUUGCAUCUUGAGUUACUUCGCGUUUCACUGGACUCAAGCUUCUCAUAUGAUCACUCAGGUUUUGAGUGUUGAAUCGGAGAAGAAAAAGAAGCUCAAGGACAUGAUCAUGGCGGCUACCAGGAAACAGAGAUUCGAGAAGGUGAGCAAUGACUUGAAAGUUACAAGGGUAUUUUCGACACUAGUGGAGGAGAUGAAAGCCAUUGGUCGCGACGGCGAAGGAAAUUGCACCGAUGUCAUGAUGCCGGUGGCUCAUAGUCAGAGAAGUCCCGUUUUGCUCCUCAUGGGCGGCGGCAUGGGCGCUGGCAAGAGCACUGUUCUCAAGGACAUCCUCAAUGAGCCAUUCUGGUCAGAAGCAGCUGCAAACGCAGUGGUUGUUGAAGCCGAUGCGUUCAAAGAAACUGAUGUUAUCUACAGAGCUCUUAGCUCUCGCGGUCACCAUAAUGACAUGCUUCAGACUGCUGAACUGGUGCACCAGUCAUCAACAGAUGCAGCAUCGUCACUGCUAGUGACCGCGCUGAAUGAAGGGCGAGAUGUUAUAAUGGAUGGCACUUUAUCAUGGGAACCAUUUGUGGAACAAACCAUUGCCAUGGCUAGAAACAUUCACAAGUGUAGAUACCGUAUGGGGGUUGGCUACAAGGUUGAAGAUGAUGGUACCAUUACUGAAAAUUACUGGGAGCCUAUUCCUCCAGAUGAAGAUGACCAUGAACAAAUACCCAACAGGAAACCAUACAGGAUAGAGAUGGUCGGAGUGAUUUGUGAUACUUACCUUGCAGUAGUUAGAGGCAUCAGACGAGCUAUAAUGGUAAGAAGAGCAGUGAGAGUAAAUUCACAGCUGAAAUCCCACAAGAGAUUUGCAACUGCAUUUCCGAAAUACUGCAAGCUGGUAGACAAUGCAAGACUCUACUGCACCAACGCUGUUCGCGGCCCUCCUAAGGAUGGAGAAAGUAAGCUACUGGUAGAGCCAAAUGAAAUCAAAUGUUUGAAAGAAGUUAGCGAGAUCGAGCCAGAUGCAGAAUCCAUAUACCAGCUGCACAAAGACCCAACUGUUCUAUACCGGCCAGGAUCUGUUUGGAACGACGUCGUUUUGUCUCCUUCCAGGUUCACCAUUCAACGAGAGCUGAGACUAGCCAUUCAAAGAAUUGAAAAAACACUCAUCCAAUGAUAAAGAUUUGGAGGAGGGGAAGGAAAAACCUUGAUAAGUGUGAAUGGUGUGGUGUCUCUGUAAUUUUUAUAUUGAGAUUUGGAGGAAAAAAAUAAAAAUAAUUUUU
This is a messenger RNA of Carica papaya (papaya), 1773 nucleotides long. RefSeq names its product P-loop containing nucleoside triphosphate hydrolases superfamily protein. NCBI's taxonomy places the organism in Eukaryota, Viridiplantae, Streptophyta, Magnoliopsida, Brassicales, Caricaceae. The record is from RefSeq and is a predicted model, not a curated record. Gene Ontology annotation, molecular function: ATP binding; kinase activity.